This is a messenger RNA of Xyrichtys novacula (pearly razorfish), 2504 nucleotides long. Lineage: Eukaryota; Metazoa; Chordata; Actinopteri; Labriformes; Labridae. The record is from the annotation of a GenBank genome assembly.
AUGUCGUACAUGUUACCCCAUCUUCAUAAUGGCUGGCAAGUGGACCAGGCCAUCCUGUCCGAGGAGGACCGGGUUCUGGUGAUACGGUUCGGACACGACUGGGAUCCAACAUGCAUGAAAAUGGACGAAGUUCUGUAUAGCAUUGCUGAGAAGGUGAGGGUUGUUUCUGAUUGAUCUGUGUUGUGACAUUAGUAUUACUGUCUGCGGUCUGAAUAUCAACAACAGCGACAUCUACUAGUCAGUUAUGAUAGAGGCGUCAAAGCUGAACGUGAGGACAACAGUGUGUUUGAUAAACUGAUUUAUAAUUUCCAGUCCAAAAUAUGUAGCUCUGUUGAUCAGCAGCCGAACCAAAGCAAGAUCGUUAUAAAUUUAACUCCAUAAUAUUUUAGUGCUUUUCAUUUUGAGUUAAAGGGAUAUUCAGGCGUAAAAUUAGGUUAGGGUCAAACACACUGUAACACCAAGUUAGACACCCCGUCAAGAGAUGAAUGUUGCUGACAUCUUGCUUCUCUAGUUAUACCAACUUUAGUAACAACCACACAAUAGCAAUACACAGCGGUCUGAGGAGCCAUGCGCUCAACCAAAAGGCCACUUUAUAGCCACAAAUAAUGUUCAGAACAGCAGCUAACUUCAUCAACAGUACAUAUAGGGCUGCAGCCGUAGUACUAGCCACCAAACAGCCUUUUAACUUUGCCUAAUUUCUUUAGCAAAGAGACUAAACACAACUCACCUACUCUCUUUCAGCAGCCGCUUGUCUGUACGGAGACCUCAGGCCAGUCCAUUACCGCAGCAGGGUGACGCAGCUCAAGGAAGAACAUUUAUGAUCAUUUCAUUGAAGUAAUAAUCAUCAUAUUAAUCCUUUUGCACUGCAGACGCGGUAGUUCUUCUGCCUUUCCAUAAAGAAAUGAUCAGAAAAGUCCUUCCUUGAGCUGCGUCAUGCCGCUGCAGUUGGUGAUGGACUUGUCUAAGGUCCCCGUAAAAACAAGCGGCUGAUGGAAGAGGGUGGGUAAGUUGGGUUUAGUCUUUCUGCUAAAGAAAUCAGGCAAUGCUGAAAAGAUGUUUGGUGGCUAGUGCUAUGGCUGGGACCCUAUAUGUACUGUUGAUGAAGUUAGGUGCUGUUCUGAGCAUUAUUUGUGGCUAUAGUAUGGCGUUUCGGUUGAGCGCGUGGCUCCUGAGACCGCUGUGUAUUGCUAUCGUGUGGUCAUUACUGAGGUUGGUAUAACUAGAAAAGCAAGAAAAACAUUCAGCAACAUUCAUCUCUCGACGGGGUGUCUAACUCAGUGUUACAGUGUGUUUGACUUUUACUUAAUUUUACGCUGGAAUAUCCCUUUGAUAAUACUUACGUUUUUUCACUGACGGUUAUUUUUAGCUCGUCUUACUGUAAAUAAUAUUCAGCCCAGCAAGGAUGGGGAAGGACACAUUGAUAUUUAUCACUGUAGUAUCCUUUAUGUUAAAAAGCUCUUGAUAUACUAUCUUAAAGAGAUGAUCUUGAAUAUUGCAUAACACAUGCACCAUUAAGACUCCAUUUAGAUGAAUAUUUUAGUGCUCUUUACUAGUGCAGAGUUCUUCUGUAUAAUCAAAAGAAAUAUUUACUGUUUUCAUCACUGUACUUACACUCUUGGAAGUAUUUCAUUGAUUUUGCAACCUUGAUUCUCACAUCAUAUGCUUUAUUGAGGGUAUCUGUUCUUUUCAAGUGUCUGUGUAGGUUCUUAUUCAUCCAGGUCAUGGUUAUCAGAUACUUACUGUUUUCAGAUGCCAUAAAGGAUUUUCUGUUCCAGCCAAAUUGGACAGUGAAAAUAAUGAUGUAGCUUUAGUUGUUCUUUAAACUUAUUUAAAAACUUUUAAAAUACAUUAGCUUCCCUUUAAAAAAUAAAACAAAUGCUAUGGGGGGUUACUGGAAAAUGUCAAAUACUAAGCAUCCUACCUAGGUGUCAGUUAAAUACCCCAAGAGGUUUGAUACCCGGUGAUGCGAACUGGCUGCUACUAUAAAUAGUUACCUUUUCAUGUUGUGUUGUCCUGUCUUGACAGCAGUAUUCGAUGCUUUGUUCUUUACAAUGACUCCAUACUAACUCCUAAGUAUAUUUACACCCCUACAGGUAAAGAACUUUGCAGUCAUCUACCUGGUGGACAUCACAGAAGUGCCUGACUUCAACAAGAUGUAUGAAUUGUACGACCCCUGUACCGUCAUGUUCUUUUUCAGGUAGUACAUUUGUUGCUUUAAUUUCAAACAACAUUGUACAUGCAACCUUUUAUUUGUUAUAAUAAAAACCAAAUGUGCCAUUUUUAUGAGCUGCUGUUGCUAUAUUUUAAAACUCGGCAUUGUUUAUUUUUUCAGAAACAAACACAUCAUGAUUGAUUUGGGAACUGGAAACAACAACAAGAUUAACUGGACGAUGGAGGACAAGCAGGAAAUGAUUGACAUUGUUGAAACAGUAUACAGAGGUGCAAGAAAAGGAAGAGGUUUGGUGGUGUCUCCGAAGGAUUAUUCUACGAAAUACAGAUAUUGA